Molecule: messenger RNA, 3159 nt
Organism: Thrips palmi
Lineage: Eukaryota; Metazoa; Arthropoda; Insecta; Thysanoptera; Thripidae
Exons: 6
Coding region: 151-3159 (1002 amino acids)
Source: RefSeq, a predicted model, not a curated record
AGUUGGCAGCGCUCAAAGUCUCCGCUGCCGUCGAGCGCUGAAAGUGUAGAAGGCGCCGCGCCGCCAUUGCCAUUGUUGUGGUAAACUCAGAUUGUCCAAAGUUUGUCAAAUCUUGAAUAAUAUUUUAGUACGAAAGCAUUCGUGGCCACAAUGGACGAAGACGAAAAUUCAAAGCUUUCAAGGCGAGCUGCACAGCUGCUUCGACCAGACUCGGAUGAAAAUUUGGGCAACGUGGAAGAGGAGAUGGAAUGUGAUCUGAGUCUGGGUUUUGGUGACGAGCCUGUAAUGUCACUUGAAGAUGCUGAGUUCAUGAACACAUCUCCCCAAGCAUCUCUCUCAACCGCCAAAAGUGUGAGAAAGCACGAACUACCCAGCCCUAGCCCCGUCAACCCUAGACCCUGUAAAGCUCCUUGCCUUGACUUGCAUGCCGAACAACAAACCACAGAAACUGUCAAGGCUCCCAGUCAAAAUGUGGAUGCAGAAAUAGAUUUAUCUGUCGAGACUCUCUCUGAAAAUGUGGAUGCAGAAAUAGAUUUAUCUGUCGAGACUCUCUCUGAAAAUGUAGAAGCAGAAAUACCUACAUUGCAUGACAAUGAGCAGUGCACAUUACCGCUCCAACCUCAGAUUCCUGAAGCACAAGUUUUACAAGACCUAGCCUCCCAUAACAUCUCUGAUUUUAAUUUGGAAGAUCUCAGCAAAAUACCCGAUCAGCCAUUGGACUUAGUGCCAGGCAGUCCAGAAAUCACUGAACCACUUAUGUCCUCUGAAUCACACUCUUCAGACAAACUUUUUGGACCUGCUUAUUUUUGGAAUUAUACUGAUGAUGAUAAUGCUGGCCAUUUAAAACCUGGACAGCCGCACUCUAGUGUACUUGAAGAUUCUGAUCAGGGUACUGAUACUGAUGAAGAGGAAGAGGAAGAGGAAGAAACAGUGCAAGACACAUCUACUAAUCAAGGCAACGAGUCUCUGAUUUAUCCUGAAGCCCCAAUCAGUGUGUGGGAAAGUGUUACUGCUAUGCUUACGUUUGUUCAACGUCAUAACAUUAGUGGUGUAGGAUUUGGCGACCUGCUCUCUCUUGUUGACUUACAUCUUCCCAAACCAAACAGCUUUGUGAAGACCAGACACGCCAUGUUCAAGCUGUUAGAAGAUAUUAAGGAGCCAGUUAACAUCCACUACUUUUGUAGCUUAUGUUACAAAACAUGCAAGUCUUUGAAUGAUUUGUGUAAUGUAUGCACUGAUGAGAAUCGUAAAGUAGAACACUUCAUCACAUUCUCCUUAGAGGCACAAGUGAGAAGACUCUUUAAAAGGCCUGAUUUUGUUGAGAACCUAAAACAGAAUCGAAUUAGAGUUAAACAAAAUGAGAACAAUAUAGAAGACAUCUGGGAUGGUGAGGCAUAUAAACUAGCAGAAAGUCUAGGACGGACAGGAAAAGGCCUUACUGUCAUGUGGAACACUGACGGGGUGCCUAUAUAUAAGUCCGUCUCUUACUCAUUGUGGCCUGUGUAUCUUGUGUCAUUAGAAUUGCCUCCUGAAAAGCGCUUCUUAAGUGAGAACCUAAUUAUAGCAGGAAUUUGGUGUAGUGCCUCUAAACCUCAUCCUAAUGUUUACUUAGUGCCUAUUUUGAAAGAGCUUCUUAAUUUAAAGAAUGGAAUUGAUGUUGAAUACUUUGGAAAAGAUGAGAAACAACGGAUUACCUGCUCAGUGCUGUGUGGUACAUGUGAUGCGCCUGCAACGGCCUCAUUUCUUAACAUGAAAUCCCAUUCUGGAUUUUUUUCUUGUCAUUUGUGUCUUAUUAGAGGUGCAUAUCAUGAAAGUACUGUGUUCCCCUAUGAAGAAAAUGUUCCACUCAGAAAUAUGGCUGAUUAUGAUCGUCAUGUCAAACAGGCUGUGAAAGAUAAAAUAAUUUUUCAGAAAAGUGUGAAAAAUGAGGAACAGUAUUGUGGCAUUAAAGGGCCUACUGUUUUAUCUCACAUAAUGGAUGAUAUCUUUUCAUCAAUGGCCAUAGAUUCAAUGCAUGCCUUGUAUCUUGGAAUAAUGCGCCAAAUGAUGAGAAUUUGGUUCAUUGAUGGCAAAUAUCAAGACAAGGCUCAGUUACUAACUCAAAAAUUGUUAGAACAAGCUCCACCUGAUUAUCUUCAAAGACGUCCUCAGCCAGUUGAAAAGCUGGUUCACUGGAAAGCUACUGAAUAUAGGUCAUUUCUCUUUAACUUGUCAGUUGUCCUUCUUAAAGAUAUACUAGACCCUGAAGAUUAUGAACAUUAUUGCUUGUUUGUAAAAGGGACCUCCCUACUGAAUACAAAUAGCAUAAGUCCUGAAGAUAUGAAAGAAUCAGAUAAGCUUCUAAAUCAGUUUUCAAAGGAGUUUGAAUCUCUGUACUCUGUAAAUGAUAUGUCCCAUAAUUUACAUAUGAGUCUGCACCUUUGUAAGUGUGUGAUGUACCUUGGACCAUUAUGGGCCAUUUCUUGUUUUAAAUUUGAAGAUAUCAAUGGGAGAAUAUUAAAUCUUGUCCAUGGUACAAGAUAUGCUGGUCUUCAAAUUCGCUCCCAUAUAGGAGUCAUAACCCACCUUCCUCUUAUGAUUAACAACCUCCGUGAGGGCCCUGUGAAAGCUUAUUGCAAGAAACGAAGGCACCGUCUGAGAAUUAGUGAUGUCAUGUCCCCAGGAACAUUUGUUGUUGGACUGUUUUCUGCAGUGACUGAUGAUUUUGCGUGGGUUGUAGGAAUGUUGAACAAAGAGAAGUGUAUAAAUGAGAGAUCUAGAAUUAUGUUGUUCCACAGGUUCCAGAAGAAUAGCUUGUUGUAUGUGGCCACCAGUUACAAACGAAGUACAAGGGUUUCCUCUUUUGUGACUUACAAUUCAAGUGGAGUCCAAAAGCAUGGAAACAUUUUAUGUUUUGUCAAAGUGGUGUGUAACUGCAGUGAUACUUGCAGCUGUCUCCGCAAGCAUCUCGCUGUCAUUAAACCUGUGCCUACAACUCAAUAUGCAGCUGGUUCAGUAGUUUUCAAUCACAUCUUUAAAUGUGAUACUUCAAGUCAAGUUGACUCUUUUUUUAACUGUGAUGUUGUAUCUGUUCUUGAUUUAAAGUGUGUGAUGUUUAAGCUUCAAGAUGCAAACAGCACCUUUCUUGUGGCACCUCUAAAUGAUUAUGAACUAGAGUGA